AUGAAACAUUUAAGGUAUGGACAAGGUGGAAUGUACAAGGCAUUUAUGUUUGGAACACCAAGCAUCAUUGUUACAAAACCACAAGUAUGCAAGAAAAUCUUGAUGGAUGAUGAAAACUUUGAAUUGGGAUGGCCUCAAUCAGUGUUAAAUCUAAUUGGAAGAAAAGCUCUCCAUGGAAUUACAAGCCAAGAACACAAGCGUCUUCGUCGAAUAACAACAUCUCCUAUAAAAGGCAAACAUACAUUGUCAUUGUACCUUAGUCUAAUUGAAGAAGUUGUGAAGAGUUCAUUUGAAAAAUGGAAUGCAAUUGAAGAUGAACCAAUUGAGUUUCUUAGUGAAAUGAAGAAAUCCACAUUUGAAGUUAUAAUAAGAAUCAUGAUUGGUAGUGAGAUUGAUCCUCAAUGGUUAGAUAUGGUUGAAAAGGUUUAUACUAUUUAUUUGAAAGGUUUUUUGGCUUUGCCUAUCAAUCUCCCUGGAUUUGCUUAUCAUAGUGCAUUCAAGAUCUGUCGUGAUCUCUUAAAACAACUAUCUUAA
Messenger RNA from Solanum lycopersicum (tomato), 534 nucleotides. RefSeq names its product ent-kaurenoic acid oxidase 2-like. The record is from RefSeq and is a predicted model, not a curated record. Gene Ontology annotation, biological process: sterol metabolic process. Gene Ontology annotation, cellular component: endoplasmic reticulum. Gene Ontology annotation, molecular function: ent-kaurenoic acid monooxygenase activity; iron ion binding; heme binding. Lineage: Eukaryota; Viridiplantae; Streptophyta; Magnoliopsida; Solanales; Solanaceae.